UUUUAGUCAAAAUGAAGCUGCAGAACAAACAGCAGAGAGAGAGAUGAUCAGCAUGUGACAGAACAUGAGCCUCUCUCUCUCUCUCUCUCUCUCUGUCUCUCUCUCUCUCUCUCUCUAGUGACUCUGGUUCUAUAUUUAACCUGCAGGCCGACUGCCGCUCACACAUACUCGACAUAAACGAGUCCGCCGUGAGACGACGAGCAGGAUGGAGGGGGAGGCUCCGCCCCGCCGCUCUGUGGCUGAACUUGCAGGAAGAUUCAAGUGCUCGGCUCCACCACACGAUGCUGCUGGGAACGAUACGGAGAAGCCGGUCAGGCGACGCCCUCCUCGCUCCUUACAGCUCCCCAAAACACACGGAGACGACCAGGAGCAGCCUCCAGGUGUCACCUCUCCUCUACCUACCAAAGCCAAGAGGAACUCUGCUCUGAUUGAGAAGCUCCAGGCCAACCUCGCUCUCUCCCCCUCGGCCAUGUUGCCCUCUCCAAAGAGCCCCGGCUUCAGGCUGCUGCCCCCCGCCUUCCCCCCGGCCUCCGCCCCGGUUACCACCUCUUCCACGACGACCCCCACCAGCCCCGUUAUCGUCUCUCCGUUAACUGAAGAGGAAGGCCCCGCCACCUUUGAAGCCCCUCCCACUGUGGCGGAGGGGUCCAUCCUGAUGAACAUCAACAAGAGCCGAGCCCGCCACUCCAUCCGGCGUCGCCCUCCGUCCCGCCGCCACAGGACAUCCAGCAGUGGAGAUGAGGUCAGCGUCGCCAACGAGGGCGGGGAAGUCUCUGUUAGCUCCCCGAGCGAACUAGAAGACAAAACAAUAGGAGAAGAAGGGAAAGGAGGAGGAGGAGGAGAGGUUUUCACACAGGAAGUUAAAAGAGACGAGGUUAAGGACGAAGAGAAAGACUCUUCAACGUGUCCCGAGAAAAACAAAUCCCAAGAAGAAGAUCAGUCAAAGACCAACCCCGGAGAUGAAGACGAGGAGAAGAAGGUGGGAGAGAACGGAUCCAUGGAAGAAGAGAAGGGAGACGGUUCUUCAUCGGGAAAGAAGGAGGAAGCUCAAGAGAAAAUCUCUGGAGACAAACAGGAAGAAGAUUCAGCUGCAGUAGCGAUCAACACAGAUCGCAAAGAAGAAGAAACAGUCCAGGAGACGACGUGUCAGAGUUCAGCCCGGUGAGUGAUCAGACGUCCGGCCGAGCCGGAGCAUGGCAGCCAUGUUGAGCCCCUGGGGUGCUGGGAGGGAGACCCUGUUGCAGCGAGGCCUGGAGGAAAAAGCCCGUCUAAGAAUGUGGACUCACGGACGAACUUAUGAGGUGUUCAGUGGAGAUUUGUUUUCUUUGACGUGGUGAAGAAGAAGUGAGGAAACCGAUAUAAUUGGGAAUUUAACUGAAGCUUUAAUUCAGGAUGAAGUGCGGCUUGGCAAGAAAACACCUGAAAUUGAUUUUUUUUACUAAUCCUAUACUCAAAGCCUUUUUACACUCCAAUGCUGGAUUUGUUCCUUUUUCUAAGAAUCUCAUGUAAUUGUGUUGUUUUUCAUUAUUGUGUUUUCUUGCUGUUUUGUUCCUUCAGAGCUGUGAGUGAUGAUGAUGAUGGUGAUGAGUGAUUUUUGGUGUCUGUACGUUUAUUUAAAGCAACAAAUGUAAAGUCAACAUAAGAGACACGCUGAAGGGAAAAGCUGAAGCCUUAUUCCAAAGAUUCAUAGAAACUACUUUUUAAUAAACAUGGAGGUUUUUAUUGUUUUAAACUGGAGACGUCACAUUGUGCCUUUAAGUCUGAAAAGUUAAAUUAAAAUGCAUAUUUUGAACGUU
This is a messenger RNA of Micropterus dolomieu (smallmouth bass), 1796 nucleotides long. RefSeq names its product duboraya (gene dub). The coding region runs from base 206 to 1165 and encodes 319 amino acids. The transcript has 7 exons. The record is from RefSeq and is a predicted model, not a curated record. NCBI's taxonomy places the organism in Eukaryota, Metazoa, Chordata, Actinopteri, Centrarchiformes, Centrarchidae.